Molecule: messenger RNA, 1667 nt
Organism: Cyprinus carpio (common carp)
Lineage: Eukaryota; Metazoa; Chordata; Actinopteri; Cypriniformes; Cyprinidae
Product: CMRF35-like molecule 7
Exons: 4
Coding region: 1074-1667 (197 amino acids)
Source: RefSeq, a predicted model, not a curated record
AGUAAACACCCACCGUUGCACCUGCUGAAGGGAUUUAUGUAAUGUUUUCUCAUUUUGCUUAACAUUGUAUGUGCAGUAAUGUGUUUUAUGUGUUUUGUUGUAUAUAACUAUGAAUAAAAAAAGGAUGAUUGUUCUUUAUUAUUUUAACAUGAAAUCACAUCAGUAACUAAUGCUCUUGUUCUUACAAACUCAGCAGCAGCUCAGAUCUGUCCACAUAAACUGCAUUAUGAUUUGAUUUAUGUUUCAGUUACACAGAUCCUGAAGGUCAGUUAUUGUGCAUCAUGUUUUAUGAGGUGUAAUGUCAUCAUCUGGACAGACAGUGAUUGUGUUUUUGUUGAAUCUGAGUCGCUGUCCGUGGUGCUGAACAUCAUCUGAACACUAGAGGGUGCCGCUGGACUCUCAAUCCUCAACACUGUCAUUUCUCCUUUAUUUGUUUCACUUAGGUUUUGAUCUGCUGUGUUUGAUAUGUGUCUCCUGAUGUCCCUGUGGAGACCAGAUUCAUUGAUUCUUAACAUUUCUUGUUUUUUUUGUUGUGAUUAUUUUUUUUAUGAUUAUUUUACUUUAUUUUAUGUAAAGUAUGUUGAAUUACCAUUGUGUGUGAAAUGCGCUAUAUAAAUAAACUUCCCUUGCCUUGCCUCAAAGGAGUAAAAGGCUGAUUUAUAUAUUUGUUUCACUUAUGUAUUUAAUGUGUAAAGUAAGUCUUAAAUUUGUCUAGAUUUUAAUAUGAUGUUUGGACAAUUAUCAAAAGUGAAAACUUUACCAUAUAAAAGUUUGCCAUUUUUAUCAGUCAGAAACAUAUCCUUAUAUAGUUACCAUAGAGUUUCUACUGUUUACAUGUGUGUCCUUGAGAUGGCACUGUCCGGAGUCUGUCUGUCUGUCUGUCUCUCUCUCUCUCUCUCUCUCUCUCUCUCUCUCUCUCUCUCAGAGGAACUGGGCGUCUCUGUCACGUUCAUCUGUUCAUGUUAAACAUGUGACCAGGAAAGAAACACUAAAACUCAUCUGAACACACAUCGAGAGCUUCAGAAGAACUGAAUCUACUAACAACAGAGAAGAUCACUGAAGAAGAGAGAAGAAUGAAGAUCAUCUGGACUUUCACUCUGCUGAUGAUUCCUGGUGUGUUGAGCUCCAUCAGUGUGACAGGAUAUUCAGGAAGAGGAGUCAGCAUCACAUGCAGAUAUGAUAGACGAUAUACAGACAAUAAAAAGUAUUUUUGUAAAGGACAGUGGUCAAAGUGCACAGACCAAAUCAGGACUAAUACUAAAAAUAAACAGGUUGAUUCUGGAAGAUUCUCUCUGUAUGACGACACAAGAGCAGCAGUUUUCACGGUGACCAUCAGAGAUCUGAGAGAACAGGAUUCUGACAUUUAUUACUGUGGGACUGAUAUUUAUGCAAAAGUAGAUUCCUACACUGAAGUGAAGCUGAAAGUUGUAACAGCAGCUGAUUGUUGUGAGAAGAGCAUCAGUCUCUCAGCUGCUGCAGGAGGAUCUGUGAACAUCAGCUGCAGAUACCCACAAUCCCACAGUGCUCAUGUGAAGUUUUGUCUGCAGGAGAUCUGGAAUCUGAUCUCUGUGCUGAAGAGACCUGAAUACUGGUGUGGAGUUCAGUCUGAUCAAGGACACAAGAGCUUCAUCACACGAGUCCUCAUCAAUGUUACAGGUCAGUACUAA